UCGUUCCCAAGACAACACAACGAUAAGCCACCAAGGAGACCCACCAAUACUCAGGUUUACGAUGGUCGAUAAAUGCUUCAAAACCAUUAUUGUGCAUUAAAGCUAAUCAAAAGUUACUCCAUCCGAGGUUGUGAAAGAGUUACAGACAGUAGGAGAGCAGUUACUGAGGAGAGGGUCAACAUCAAGGAGCAGAACCAUGAGUAUGAUGUACCACCACCAGAGGUUAAUGUCUCAGCGUCAGGAGCAGCGCAGGGAGGAGGCGACCAGGCUGGUGGACCGGGACCGGCAGCUACAGGCCAGUCUGCGGGACGAGGAGGGCUUUGAGAGGAGGAGGUACCUGAGGCAGGUGCAGGAGGAACUCAAGGAAAGACAGAUGGAGAGUGCUCUGUUGAAGGCAGAGGAGGAGAGAUUAAACAGACAAAAGCAACUUGAACAAGAGGAGAGGGUGGCUAAACAUCUGGCCCGCAUCAACUAUGAGAAGCAAAGAGAAGAAAAAAUGCGGCAGUACAUUAAAGAGAACAGCUUGGAGCUUCGAGAACUGGAGGCAAAACUGAAGUCUGCAUAUCUGAACAAGGAAAGGGCUGCACAGAUUGCUGAGCAAGAAGCCAUGAGGUUUGAGACAAUGCGAGAGGAAGCAGAUUACACUCGGAGAAUGAAGGAGGAACAUGAGCGAUCAGCCACUGAGCAGCAGAAGCUGGAACAGAGGCGUCAGGAGGAGCUGCUGCAGCAUCAGAGAGAGCUGGAGCAGCAGAUGAUGGACAGGGAGCGCAAGAAACAAGAGGCUUACGAAGAGUUUCUCAAGGAGAAACUCCUGGUGGAUGAGAUUGUCAGAAAGAUUUACGAGGAGGAUCAGAUGGAGAGACAGCUGAAACUGGAGAAGAUCAGAGCCACUCAACAACACAUUGAGGAAUUCAAGAGACAGCAGGCUGAGUGGAAACGCAUGGAGCAAGAAAGGAUGGAGGCCGAGAACAGACGCAUCAUGGAGUUUGCGAAUCGUCAGCAGCAGAAGGAGGACAGCAGAAGGGCUCAGAUGAGAGUGAGAGAAGAGGAGAAACAGCAGCUUCAUAAAAUGCUGUCUGAGAAGAUCGAAAAAGAAAGGCAGCAGCGUGAAGAGAUGGAGCGUGUCCGUGAGGAGCUCUAUUUAGAGGAACAAGAAGAGGCUAACAGGCAGAGAGAGAUUGAAGAGAUGGAGAAGAAGAUCAAACAGAGGCUGAUGAUGCAGCAGACCUGCCAGCAGCAAAUGGCUUUCAAAGAAAUGCAGAGACAGGCGGAGAAAGAGCAAGAGGAGGCUUUCAGGAGAAUGAUGAUGGCCAAGUUUGCAGAGGACGAUCGAAUAGAGCAAAUGAACGCCCAAAAACGACGCAUGAAGCAGCUGGAGCACAAACGGGAGGUGGAGAAGCUGAUAGAGGACAGAAGACGGCAGCAUGAGGCUGAUAAGGAACUGGAGGCUAAAGAGAGAGCACUCGAGGAAGAGAGGGAGGCGUUACGUAGACAGAUCAUAGAAGAAGAAAGGCAACGACUUCUUAAGCGUCACGCAACAAAGUUACUUGGAUAUCUACCAAAGGGUUUGCUACGUGAAAACGACCUGGACCACUUUGACGAAGACUUCAGGAAAAACUUUCAGUCACGUCAAACUGAUUUCUUCUCUGAAGAUGGCUGGGAAGGCGACAUCUAAGUCUUGUUUCUCCAGAUUUCAUGUUUUGCCACUAGAGGGCAGUUUAUAUUUACAGCGGGUUCAUCAGCAGUUUUUAGAGACACCAAGUUCCCGUGGUAUCUCCAAGAAUAAAAACUAACUUUGCAAAUUAUGUCAUUAAUAAAUUUAUUCCACAGAUUCUUGGGUGAGAUUGCUGAAUGGGAUCAACUAAAGCUCAAUCUCGUAAUAUGAUGUUUAACCUCAAACUCUAAGCAUUUAAAACAUACAGACCAAUUCCAUAAAGCUGCUUUUAACUGACACUGAUCUUAUUUUUUUAUGAUUUCCCCCAGUCCAGAGCUUUCAUGAACUCCUCUUCUGUAAAUGACAGAAGUUUGGCAGCUUCAAAAUGCAUCUGCAGAAAAAAAAGACAAGAUUCAGAUCAUAAACUUAUUUGCAAUAUUUUAACUCAUUUCACCUUAAAGAAGAUUAAGUUACCUUUUGUCUUUUGAGAAUGUCGAUCAGCUUGAGUUGCUUCUUGAAGCCCACAAUGAGUUCAGCUUUCUGCUUUUUUAGGAUUUUGUUUUCAGCAAGUAGAUUUCCUCUACUUUGAUGUUCCUCAUUUAUCUUGUCCUUAUUUACAGAAUAAAACACAAGACUUAGGACAACAUUCCUUUGAAAACAAUUUCACUGUUUGCAACAAAAGUAGUUUUAGCUGAUGCUCAUGAACAUCCACACCUUCUUAAGUCAUUUUAUUCUGUGUUAUGCGCAGCUGUUUUCAAGAGUUCAAUGUGCAUCUUAUAACUGAGCUGUUGCACAUGUGAUCCUUCUAACCUGAGGUUUGUCGGUGUGUUAUAUUAUUGAGUUCAUAGUAUUGGAAAUGAAAGAAGGGGGUCUUAAUUGGUUAUUGGUCAUUAUCUUUUUACUCAAUAUGACCCCAAUUAACUCCCGACAUUAAAACUAAGAAACAUAAUUGAAUAAAUUCUCUAACACCA
Messenger RNA from Sphaeramia orbicularis (orbiculate cardinalfish), 2625 nucleotides. RefSeq names its product meiosis-specific nuclear structural 1 (gene mns1). The transcript is spliced from 10 exons. Bases 197 to 1675 code for a protein of 492 amino acids. Gene Ontology annotation, biological process: cilium organization. The record is from RefSeq and is a predicted model, not a curated record. NCBI's taxonomy places the organism in Eukaryota, Metazoa, Chordata, Actinopteri, Kurtiformes, Apogonidae. Gene Ontology annotation, cellular component: motile cilium.